CGAAGCUAUUUACUUACCAACUACUAUUGACGAGGGUUUUGUAGUUUCUUAUUAGAGUUAAUGAUAUAUAUUUUAUCUGAUUACUACAUUUUUAUGUAAAGUUUAUUCAAAUGUUAAUAUAGUUAUUAGAAAAAAAGCUGUUCAUUAACAACAAUUGUAUAGUAAAAAUGUCAUAUGUUUCUGAAACACUUCAAUGGCCGUACUGUUCGAGUGUCAAUAAUAAGUGUUUUGCUGUUCCGGAACUGUAAAUUGAUAUGUUUUCAUCAAGGAAUGUGAUAAUGAAUAGUUUUCAAUGGCGCAGAUGGUUUCUUUUUUUGAUUUUCGCGGUGUACCGGAGGUUAGAUACCGUCGAUGGUUUAAAAUGUUACUGCAACAGUGAGAGAUGUCCAAACUCCACAUGUGAAACUGAUGGGUAUUGUUUCGCAUCUACAAGUCUCGAGAAUAAAGUACAGAAAUUCACGUACCAUGCGGUGAUCUUAAGCUGUAUGAACUUGAACGUUGCAUUCCCUCCUGAAAACCCAGUAAAAUGCAAAAACUCUACAAUGUAUUGCUGUAAAACUGAUUUCUGCAAUUCUGAUGUGAUAAUACAAGAAAAAUUGUCCAAAGUGCUUCAUGCCUCCUCAAUGGAGACGGGAACCACAGCGACGGCAUGGAAAGUAUUGCCAUGGGUGAUGGGGUUGAUGGUUCUCGGGGUUUGCGCUGCGAUUAGCUUGUGGUGGGCGAAGAGAUCUCAUGGCCCGAAGAAACGGGUCACUUCAAGAACGCCCUAUCCGAGCGAUGACCCGGGGAGUGAGGCCAGGCACCCCAUGAUGAGAACUACCACUAUACGGGAUAUGAUCGAACUCACCACUUCUGGAUCCGGUUCCGGGCUGCCUCUACUAGUCCAGCGUUCAAUCGCUCGUCAGAUCCAACUGGUGGACAUUAUCGGAAAAGGUCGUUUCGGAGAAGUCUGGCGCGGUCGUUGGCGCGGUGAGAAUGUCGCCGUCAAAAUAUUCUCCUCCCGUGAAGAGUCCUCUUGGUUCCGCGAAGCCGAAAUAUACCAGACGGUGAUGUUACGUCACGAGAACAUUCUUGGCUUCAUCGCUGCUGACAACAAGGACAACGGCACUUGGACCCAGCUAUGGCUGAUCACUGACUAUCAUGAGAAUGGCUCUUUGUUUGAUUUCCUGAGUGCGAGGACAAUAGACUCUAUGACGCUGGUGAAGAUGUCGCUCUCCAUCGCCACUGGUUUAGCCCAUCUACACAUGGACAUCGUCGGCACUAAAGGCAAGCCAGCCAUAGCCCACAGAGACCUGAAGUCGAAGAACAUUCUAGUGAAGAGUAACCUAACUUGCGUGAUCGGUGACCUGGGUCUGGCAGUGCGUCACAACGUGGCGAGUGACUCUGUAGACGUGCCCACCACGAACAGAGUCGGUACGAAGCGCUACAUGGCUCCCGAGGUGCUCGACGAGACAAUGGACACGCGGCAGUUUGACCCUUACAAGCGUUCUGACGUGUACUCGUUCGGCUUGGUGCUGUGGGAGAUGGCUCGGCGAUGCGGUGUGAUGCCCGAUGAGUACCAGCCUCCGUACUACGACUGCGUGCCACCAGACCCAGCGCUUGAAGACAUGCGUCGGGUCGUCUGCAUUGAGAAACGGAGGCCCAACGUACCGAACAGAUGGCAUUCGGACCAUGUGCUGUCCUCGAUAUCAAAGGUGAUGAAGGAGUGCUGGUACCAGAACCCAGCUGCCCGUCUCACCGCACUUCGCAUCAAGAAGACGCUUGCCAACAUCUGCACGCCCGACUACAUCAAGUUGGAUGUCGAGCUGGAUGAAAUAAGGGUUUGAUACUUGGACUUUGCAUCGUUACUGAAUGGACUAGAUUUUCAAGCUACGAGCAUGACUCCUGAUCCCUACCUCUUAGAAUAUAUUUGUGUGAAAUCUUGAAGGAGCAUUUAUUUAAUACUAUCAUAUGGAUUUGAAGUUGUAGUGAUAUUUUUUCGUUACCAACUACGUAAGUUUAACUUUUGUUACGUGUUCCGAUUCGUUUAUUGUGCAUAAUAAAAUAGAGCCGUACUUUUAUUUUUGUAAACUAUGUUUUCUGUGAUAUGAAAUUAAAUCGCAGCUAUUGUUAUAAGUUUUAUUUGUGUUUGUUCAUUAAUAUAAUCGUAGCUCUAAGUGCGACUGCCGCCACCGCGUUGGACUUUGUAUAUUUAAACGCAGUUUUGAUGUAAUUUAAUGAUUUCUUUCUUCCACAUAGACACUGUACGAAGCCUAUGUAACAUUGUAAGCUCGUUGUAUGAAACCGUGGUUAGCCAACAGCAGAUAUCGUGGGACGGUACAUGCAAGGCCGUAGCUAAGAGGUUCCGAGACUUCCGAACCUGGUGAGACAAGCGCUCUCCCGACUGACUCGACUACUCUUCCGUUAAUUAUAACUAUCCCAUUACAAUAUUUACAAUUUAACGAACAAAGACUAAUGCAUACAAACAGUGAUUUAAUUGUGGUUGUGAAUUGCAAAUCUAUUUCUAUUAACAAAAUUAAAAUGUACUUAAUUAUAAAAUAAUUUCAAGUUAACAACAAUGACAAUAUUAAUUAUUUAUCUGGCUACGGCCUUGGAAACACGUCUUCCUAAAACGAGCACUUCGCUAAGUUAAGUUAAGAUUAUGAGCAUAUGCCAGGUUUAAGUUCUGUUCAGAAAGAGCGCAUCGGCACAUUUGUAUGUAACGUUAUAUUGCGUUAGGUUUAUGGAUAUACUUAAGUGAUUUCUAGUGUCGUGGACGCGAGGUUAGACUUAGUCACUUUGGUGAGUUUUAACAUAAUUUUGAUACAUCAGUAAAGCACCUAUUUUCUUACUUAUUCCGAAAUUGGAAUCCUUGGCGUUAAGAUAUUUCGAGUUUGUAUAUAAUGAACCGUGUUUACACACUAUUACGACCUACUGUAUGCGUAAGGACUUUGAUAAGUAAGCACGUAGAUUUCAUACUUUUGUGUAUUGUUACAUGUAGACUAACUAUUUUAUUUAUUGUCUUUUAUUUAGGAUGAUCUAUCGCCAGUGAACGCUUGCGACAUUGUACUUCUAAUUUUACGUACAAAUACAUAUUUGUUGUUUAUAAAAAGAAAAUUAUCUUUGGUAAAAUAUUCAUGAGCGCAUAUUAAGGUUAAGUUGUUGAGCAUUUGAUAUAAUAAUAUAUAUUCGAGUAAGAAAGUGUAACAGUUAACUAAAUUCGUCGACAAGUAAAACUUAGAGACUGAAUCUAGCUCCAGUAAAUUUUAGACCUCAUUGCCUUUUGGUGACCUCAUCUUGUGGUGAUUCGGUGUUUAUACAAGUGCUUCGAAUUUGUUUUCAUGUCGUCCGACUUAUAUAAACACGAUUGUAUGGCGAUUGGCGUCGGCCAAAAUCAAGUAUGUGUCUAAAAUAAAUUCAAGUCAUGGGCGUAAAGAGGCCCUUGAUAAUAACAUUUUAAAGUUGGAUCAAAAUAUUUUUUUAAAUGUUUAGAUUUUAUCGCUGUAGCAGCGUAGUGUAUGUAGUGUUGUCAUUAACAAAUGCGCGUGUGCACCGCCUGCGACGCAACGACUUGCAGCAGCAGCGACUAUAAACGUAAUUAUAGUACAAUAUAGCAGUCUGUCCGUCUGCCGCACCUCGGGACUCGGGUUUGUUAAAUUCCAUAUUUUAGUCUAUGUUAGAAGUCGCGUUACUUGCUUCGACGCUCCAGGAGCCUAGGUAAUAUUCCAUUGUCAUUGAUAGUUCUCUAGUUGAGAUGGUUGUUUCAUAUAAAUAUAACAUUUACGUGUGUUGCCCUUCCCUUUCAAACUUUAAUAGCCAAACAUUUGCCUCCCUAUCUUAAUGUUAAUGCGCUUAAACGCAUGUGAGUACUAGGACCCGUUAUUCAGUGAAUCUGAAAGUAAAUGUUAAUAAAUACUAAAUGUAGAUUUUGUACUCCUUAGUCUGACUCAAAAAGUAGUAGCGUGUUAAAUAUUACCUUAUUCAACGUAUUUAAGGAAUAUUGUGUGUUUAUUGAAGUAAUGUAGACUUCCGACGAUUAGUGUGUCGCUCGAGCUAUUGUUAAAUUAAGAAAAUUAUCCUCAAUUCUAUUAUGUACUUUGAUGUCACAAACACGGAUGAAUAUUAUUUUUAAGAAGCAUAUAAUAUUUGCCUUUUACAAUCUUGAAGCAAUAAUAUUACCUACUGUUUUAUCAGGUUUAUUAAAUAUUUAUUAAAAAGUUUAUAUAAACAUCUGUAUUGUCUGUUUGAAAGUAUAAAGUGUUAUAGAUUGGUCGCGUAUCGCAUGUGUACAACUUGUGACCUGUGCGUACUGUCCGUACGUAGUGCACGCAGCGAGCGCCGCGCGCCGCAGCCUCGUCACAUGCGACAGUCGGCGCGCAAUUGUUUUGUGAUAUUGUCAAUUGUACAACUUGAGUAGCAGAACGCAGAUUAAAUAUCGUGUUGUUUUAGUGUUAACAUUUUAAUACUCUGUAAAACGUCUAGAUUCCAUCGAAAAAGCAAUUUUUAUACAAUAUACCAUUUUAAUUACAUUAUGAUUAAUAUAGCAUUUGUAACUCUGUAUUAAGGUUUAAAGAUCCUAUUAUCAUGUGUUUGUAAUUUUUCAAAGAUAGUCUAUUGUUUGGUAUAAAUAAUAUAAAUGAAAUAAAAAUAUUGUUAGUUUGUAAGUGUUAUGUUAUGUAACUGAAACACUCCAUACGUUCUACGGAUAACGUGAAACUGAAAGCAAUAGCCAAUCUACAAUUUCUAUACGACGGUUUUAGUGAAAAUGUCAAAUGACGACUCAUGUAAGUGAAAGUUAGCAUGCAAGCAAAAGAGCAAAGUACUCUUUAGUCUCAAAGUAUUUGGUAACGAGAAGGAGAAUGUGAAGUUUGGCAGCGCGAGAUAGAGCCUGUGGCAUCGGAUGCACGGACACAAGAUCUCAUUGUUUUAAAAAAGAUGUUCAAUCGGCAUAGUAUAUUGAUGUUAGUAGGUAGGUAUGUAAGGUAUUUUUACGUUGAGAUUAUAUAAGGUGAUAAGAAAGUAUAUUUUACCAGCUUUAAUGCUAUUCUCGCUGAUUUGAAUAUAUAAAUCCACUUGGUAGGAUUUGCCAUUGUCAUCCUUGUUACUAAAUACUUAGAGCCCUUGAAACAUCUCGUGUUAUUAAAAUGUAUGUCAUUCGUGUAAUACGUAUCUUUAAGGAUAUGAGAAUAUUUUAGAAUUUCUAGAUUUAGGACGUCAAGUUCAAAUUAUUGUCAUAAAAUGAGAAAUGUACAAGCAUCAAACUAUUUGUUUGAAAUUAUUUGAUGAGCAAUACCAAGAGAGUACAAGUAAUGUUUUACUGAAGUGCAAUAACUAAACAUGGACAAAUGCAGCAUCAUAUCACAUGAGCAUACUAAUUGGAUGGUUUAUAUUCCAAUAUUAAUGAUUUUAUGUAAAUAUAAUUAUUUAAUUAUCCCACUGCGUAAGUUUUAUUCUUUGGUUAUGGAGUGGACUAAUUAAUUUAAAAUAUUAUAAUAAAUAAAACCAGUG
Messenger RNA from Spodoptera litura, 5487 nucleotides. RefSeq names its product TGF-beta receptor type-1 babo (gene babo). Gene Ontology annotation, cellular component: signaling receptor complex; plasma membrane. Gene Ontology annotation, biological process: cell surface receptor protein serine/threonine kinase signaling pathway; protein phosphorylation; cellular response to growth factor stimulus. Gene Ontology annotation, molecular function: transmembrane receptor protein serine/threonine kinase activity; ATP binding. The record is from RefSeq and is a predicted model, not a curated record. NCBI's taxonomy places the organism in Eukaryota, Metazoa, Arthropoda, Insecta, Lepidoptera, Noctuidae.